Messenger RNA from Gambusia affinis (western mosquitofish), 2537 nucleotides. It is a transcript of the gene lad1, whose product is annotated as ladinin. Gene Ontology annotation, molecular function: structural molecule activity. The coding region runs from base 685 to 2022 and encodes 445 amino acids. The transcript has 14 exons. Lineage: Eukaryota; Metazoa; Chordata; Actinopteri; Cyprinodontiformes; Poeciliidae. The record is from RefSeq and is a predicted model, not a curated record.
UGUGUGUCUCUUGCUUUCUUUCUCUCUCUCUUAGACUGAACCUUGGUCAGAGUCUGACACACAACAGAGGAAGGUGUGGUCUCCAACAACAAGGCAAAGAGUCUCACUAACAGUGUGCAAAGCCUCACUGCCAGUUACAAAAACAUAGUAAUUAAUACAGCAAUAAGGUUGCUACACACGUUAAUACACAUGCAUAUAGAGAAGCUGAGUCAACCACGUUGUUUUGCCACUCAUGCACAUGUUAGCCAGACUUCCCUGUUUUGUUUCCCUAUUUAAAACAAAAACUUGUUCAAGUUUUUGUUUUAAAUAGUUUAAAACUCAUUUUUUUGGUCAACAUCCAACAAAAGCCUUAUAGUUGACUUGGUGUAACCUGAAAUCUAAUCCAUGUUUAUUAUUAGUUAUUAUUAUUACUAAUAAUAAUAAUAUUAAUAAUAAUGAGAAAACAUGACAUAGCCACACUUUCACCAUACAAGGAGACGACAGGCUCCCUCCCUCCCCUCUCUGUCAGGUGGAAGGCUCACCUCUGUGGUCAUGUGACACCUCCAUGAGCUGCACCUGGCUAAAGGUGGACUGCUUUGUGCCUCACCGACUCUAACUUUACUCCCUCCGUCAGAGAACUUGCCUGUUGACUUUUUCCCCACCAUCUGCGAGUGAAAUUGGAAUAUUUUAUCACUUUCCUCCAACAUGUCUAUCAGUCGGAAAAACUGGUCGGCUCUGUCCAGCCUAGCUCGUCAGUGGACAAUGGAGGAUGAGGAGGAAGUGGAGCGAGAGAGGAGGAGGAGGGUGAAGAGCAGCAGCACGACCAACCAAGAUGGGGACUCCAGCCCCACACCCGGGACGCCACCAACAAGUGGAGGCACCUCUGGGACCGAAUCUUCCACUGAGACAUCUCAUGGCCUCAGCAGUGUUGAGCAGAUACAGCUGGACUUUGUGGAGAUGCUGCGGACGCGUGAUGAAAAAAGGAGGAUGAGGCAAGUGGAGGCAUUAAGGCGGCAGAAAGAGGAAGAAGAGGGUGAUUCAAAGGAAGGCAGAGGAGAAGGAGGAGAAGAAGAUGCAAUGGUGGUCCUUCUUGGGGAGUUGGAUGAGGAGAAGGGCAAUGUGUACAAACCACAACUGCCAACUAAAACAUCUUCUUACAGUCCCACCAGCAGCGACAACAGCAGUACUAGAACUAGCAGUACAAAAACACAACAUGAAAAUGAAGAGUCAUCCAUCAGAGAGCCUGCACCUAAACCCAAACCAGCCUCCAGCUCAGCGCGCAAGUUUGUCAGCUCUGUGUCCAUUUCCCUUGACAACCCUCCAUCUGGCCGUACGACUCCCAUGAGCCCUGGUUCUCCGUCAGCACCUUUGUCCCCCCGGGAUCCGUUCCCCUCACCCUGCCAAAGCCCCAUUCAGAAUGGACAUGCACAGGAGGUCAGCUCCAACGGCUCUUCCACCACUGGGAAAUUUGAACAGGCAGCCAAACCUGCCUUCAUCAGACAGAGCUCCAGGACCAUAUCUUUCAGGAUGAUGAAAAAGAAGGAAGAGGAGAGCGCGCCGCUCCAGAGGAGUGCCAGUGUCCGAAUGGCAUCGAAGAAGUUUGAAGCAAAGACAGACCAUAACGAAGAUGAGGAUAAGGGAUCUUUCCAGAGAAACUCUAGGCAGAGGGUCUCGUCCAGAUCCAUCAAGGAGAAGAUGGAGCGUCUUGCUCAGGCAGCACAGAAAUCUGAAGUGCCACGCUCUCCGGAUGUGACCCAGAGGACCCUGUUCCUGCUGGAGGAAGUCUCAAGGAAACGAGGCUUGUUUGAGAAGGAUCAGCAGGCACAGAGCCCCACCAGCCCUGGAGUUUCCAGAAGUGAAUUUAGAAGCUUCACAUCAGGAAUGUCAGAUCGCAUCAACACCUGGCUCAACAAGACCAAUCAACCAGGGUCUCCACUCAGCCUUGACCUGAGAAAUGUGGACAUCAGCAGCAAAAGGAGCCUCUUUGAGAACCGAGGGGAGGAAAGUGCCUCAAAAAUCAGUUCUGGAAAACACCAGAAGUGAACGGUAGUUACCUAAACUGCCUCCUCGCCCAAAAAGAAGGAAGACGAAGUCUUGGAUGUCGACGGCCGACCUUUUGGCUUCUUUAUUUUUUAUUUUUUCACCGCUGAAGCACACAAGAGGGAGAAAUAAAACAGUCCCGCCUAGAAGGAUCCUUCUUUUCCGCUUUUUUAGGCUCUUACCUUACUCUUUGCAUUGCUUAUUUGUGUAUGACUUGUUUUGCAUUCUAAAAAUAAGAUGAAUAUGCUUGAUUGACUUGUAAUAAGUAAAUAAAUAAUUUGAAAGCAAAUGUGGCAAAAUGAGAGCAUCGCCACUGAAAUUGAAAUUACGCAGUCGUUUGCUUUACUUUUAAUUCACUUUUCAAGCACUUUAAACUGGGGGAGGUCUUCAGGCUAAUGAUGUUUAUUGAAUGCAAAAGUUGUAAUUUAAAGAAUUUUGUCUCCUCUUAGAUUUGGACUUGUGGACCAAUUCUGCCUGUCAAAGAAAUAAAAUGUUUUCCUACAGAAAGUGUCUGUGGC